Molecule: messenger RNA, 2104 nt
Organism: Phyllostomus hastatus (greater spear-nosed bat)
Lineage: Eukaryota; Metazoa; Chordata; Mammalia; Chiroptera; Phyllostomidae
Product: protocadherin gamma-B7-like
Exons: 2
Coding region: 38-1990 (650 amino acids)
Biological process (GO): homophilic cell-cell adhesion
Cellular component (GO): plasma membrane
Molecular function (GO): calcium ion binding
Source: RefSeq, a predicted model, not a curated record
AACAAUUCUUGACUCUGCAAAAGAUCCUGAUAUAAGUAUGAAUUCACUGAGCAAAUACCAACUAAGUCCUAAUGAAUAUUUCUCUUUGGUGGUAAAAGACAAUCCCGAUGGUGGCAAAUAUCCAGAAUUAAUACUAAAGAAGAACCUGGACAGAGAAACGCAGAGCGCCCACCACUUAGUACUAACAGCCUUAGAUGGUGGGGAUCCACCACGAAGUGGCACUGCUCGGAUCCGCAUCCUGGUGGUGGAUGCCAAUGAUAACCCCCCUGUGUUCAGCCAAGAUGUGUAUAGGGUCAGCAUUCCAGAAAGCGUGCCCCCGGGGACCUCUGUGCUGAGAGUGAGCGCCACAGACCAGGAUGAAGGCUUCAACGCAGAGGUCACCUAUUCCUUCUUUGGUGUGGCUGAUAAAGCCCAGCACGUGUUCUCUUUGGAUUCUGCUACAGGAAACAUUAUAACUCAUCAACCCUUGGAUUUUGAAGAAGUGGACAGAUAUAUAAUGGAUGUAGAAGCAAAGGACCGAGGAUCUCUCUCUACACGAUGUAAAGUAAUUAUAGAGGUUCUAGACAAAAACGACAACAGCCCAGAAAUAAUCAUUACUUCUCUCUCUGAUCAGAUUUUGGAGAAUUCCCUUCCAGGAAUGGUUGUGGCCCUCUUCAAGACAAGGGACUUGGAUUCCAGAGAAAAUGGAGAAGUUACAUGUAAUUUAAGUAGAAAUAUUCCAUUUAAGAUUCAUUCUUCUUCUAAUAAUUACUACAAGCUGGUGACCGAUGGGGCUCUAGACCGAGAGCGGACUCCAGAAUACAACGUCACCAUCACAGCCACAGACAGAGGAAAGCCGCCCCUCUCCUCCAGCACCACCAUCACUCUGCACAUCUCCGACGUUAACGACAAUGCCCCGGUUUUCCAACAGUCCGCCUACUUGGUCCACGUGCCAGAAAACAACCCUCCUGGGGCCUCCAUCGCCCAAGUCAGCGCCUCUGAUCCCGACCUGGGACCCAACGGUCAAGUAUCCUACUCCAUCGUGGCCAGCGAUCUGGAGCCUCGGGCGCUGUCAUCCUUUGUGUCCGUGAACCCGCAGAGUGGCGUGGUGUUCGCGCAGCGCGCCUUCGACCACGAGCAGCUGCGCGCCUUCCAGUUGACCCUGCAGGCUCGCGACCAGGGCUCGCCCGCGCUCAGCGCCAACGUCAGCCUGCGCGUGUUGGUGACCGACCGCAACGACAACCCGCCAAGGGUGCUUUACCCAGCGCUGGGGCCCGACGGCUCUGCGCUCUUCGACACAGUGCCGCGCGCCGCUCAGCCCGGCUACCUGGUCACCAAGGUGGUGGCGGUGGACGCCGACUCGGGACACAAUGCCUGGCUAUCCUACCACGUGCUGCAGGCCAGCGAGCCUGGACUGUUCAGCCUGGGGCUGCGCACGGGGGAGGUGCGCACAGCGCGUGCUUUGGGCGACAGAGAUUCGGCCCGCCAGCGCCUGCUGGUCGCUGUGCGCGACGGGGGACAACCGCCUCUCUCGGCCACUGUCACGCUGCUGCUUGUCUUUGCUGACAGCCUACAAGAGGCGCUUCCGGAUCUUAGCGACCUCCCCAUGCCAUCUGACCCCCAGGCUGAGCUGCAGUUUUAUCUGGUGUUGGCCUUGGCCUUGAUCUCGGUGCUCUUCCUAUUGGCUGUGAUUCUGGCCGUUGCCCUGCACCUGCGACGCUCCUCCAGCCCCGCCGCUGGCGCCUGCUUUGGGUCUGUUCUUUGCUCCAAAUCUGGACUGGAGAUUCCCCCCAACUACAGUGAGGGUACUUUGCCCUAUGCCUAUAAUUUGUGUGUGCCUGGGGAUCAAACUAAUGCAGCAUUUAAUUUUCUCACGUCUGCUGAUCAUUGUCCAGCCAAGGAGGAUACUCUCAACAAAGACAGCUCUUCAGCACUAUUGGCUAGCAUUCUAACUCCUAGUGUUGAAGCAGAUAGGAAGACUUUAAAACAGACUCUAGGAAGAGUCACCUGAUCUUCCCACAGCCCAACUACGCUGACACACUCAUCAGCCAGGAGAGCUGUGAGAAAAGCGAGCCUCUCUUGAUAGUUGAAGAUUCAGUUACCGGUUUAGGCAAAUGUGAUCCUA